AAUUCACACACAUCUAAGAGCUCCUUACCAAACAUGGAGUUCUUGGGGCUUCGAUUUCGAACAAUGUUGUUCUUGUUUGCCUUCUUGUAUCCCGCAUUCGUCGAGUCCUUGAUUCGACACUAUAAAUUCAGUGUGGUCUACAAGAACACAACAAAUCUUUGUUCCUAUAAGCCCAUCGUCACCGUGAACGGGAAGUUCCCCGGACCAACCCUCUACGCAAGGGAAGAUGAUACUGUAAUUGUAAGGGUCACCAACCAUGUGAAAUACAAUGUCACAAUCCACUGGCAUGGGGUAAAACAACGUGGAACAGGUUGGUCAGACGGGCCAGCAUACAUCACACAAUGCCCCAUACAGCCUGGCCAAAACUACAUCUACAAUUUCACACUUACAGGCCAAAGAGGCACCCUUCUUUGGCAUGCACACGACUCUUGGCUAAGGGCCACUCUACAUGGUGCUAUCGUCAUCUUACCUAAGAGAAGCACUCCUUACCCUUUUCCCACACCUGAUGAGGAAAAAAUUAUCAUCAUGGCUGAAUGGUGGAAAUCAGAUGUUGAAGAUGUGAUCAAUCAAGCUACACAGUCUGGCCUGCCACCAAAUGUCUCAGAUGCACACACCAUCAAUGGCCGCGUAGGACCACUUCCUGGUUGCUCUUCUCAGGGGGGCUACACUUUACAUGUUGAAAAUGGCAAGACCUACAUGCUACGCAUUGUGAACGCUGCGAUAAACGAUGAAUUGUUCUUCAAGGUAGCAGGGCACAACCUAACCGUUGUAGAAGUCGACGCCUCCUACACCAAGCCGUUCCAAACUGACACAAUAUACACCGGUCCAGGUCAAACCACAAACGUAAUUCUAACAGCAAACCAGGGGAUUGGCAAGUACUUCAUAACAGCGUCUCCUUUCAUGGACGCACCAAUUGGGUUCGACAAUGCAACUGUGAUCGCUACUUUGCGCUACAAAGGCACCCCGGCAAAUCCCACAGCUAUCUUAACCAGCAUUCCUCCUCGCAAUGCAACCCCGUUAACAGACGCUUUUGUUGACUCCCUUCGAAGCCUCAAUUCGAAACAAUACCCAGCCGAUGUCCCAUUAACUAUAGACCAUUCGCUUUUUUUCACCAUUUCAGUUGGUGCAAAUCCAUGUGCUGCAUGUGUCAGUGGAAGCAAACUAGUAUCUGCCAUCAACAAUGUUAGCUUCGUGAUGCCAAGUAUCUCUCUCCUUCAAGCAUAUUACUACAACGUAAAGGGAGUCUACACACUUGAUUUUCCGGCAAACCCUCCAAUUCCUUUUAAUUACACCGGCACAUCUCCGGCGAACCUUCAGACCACAAACGGGACAAGACUAUACCGGCUGGAGUAUAAUUCGACGGUUCAGAUUGUGUUGCAAGGCACUGCUAUCAUAGCACCAGAGAGCCAUCCAACCCAUCUUCAUGGAUUCAAUUUCUUUGUGGUUGGGAAAGGAUUAGGUAAUUUUGAUCCAAAGAAGGACCCAGAAAAAUUUAAUCUUGUUGACCCAGUUGAGAGGAACACAGUAUCAGUACCUACUGCUGGAUGGACUGCAAUCAGAUUCAGAGCAAAUAAUCCAGGCAUUUGGUUCCUGCAUUGUCACUUGGAAGUUCACACAUCAUGGGGGCUGAAGAUGGCAUUCUUAGUGGAAAACGGAGAAGGACAAAACGAGUCUCUGCCACCACCUCCGACUGAUCUUCCAACCUGCUAGAAUUUCCAAUCCGAACGGCUUUUGAAUCGAGGCUGGAGGCUCGAGACAUCGAAAGAGUGAGUGUUCCAGGUAGAAUAUGAACUGAAUUGAGAAGCACACAAUUGAAAAGAUGGUUUGGUACAGGGAAUGAAACAGAAGCAGCUGCUUAAAAGAGUGAAUAAGUUUGUCAAUUUUUGAAUUUCUUGUACUUUGUCAAUUUUUUGUGUUGAAUUUAGUUUCACACAUAUAUAUAAUAAAUGUUUGGUC
Messenger RNA from Pyrus x bretschneideri (Chinese white pear), 1956 nucleotides. RefSeq names its product laccase-4. Gene Ontology annotation, molecular function: hydroquinone:oxygen oxidoreductase activity; copper ion binding. Gene Ontology annotation, biological process: lignin catabolic process. Gene Ontology annotation, cellular component: apoplast. The transcript has 6 exons. NCBI's taxonomy places the organism in Eukaryota, Viridiplantae, Streptophyta, Magnoliopsida, Rosales, Rosaceae. The coding region runs from base 34 to 1710 and encodes 558 amino acids. The record is from RefSeq and is a predicted model, not a curated record.